CGAGACAGAGUUGACAUUUACUGUGUCCUGGAGAAAGUAUUACAGCAGGACACUGGGAACCUACAGAGAAGGCUACUUAUCAAAAUAAUAACCCUGGCCUCAAAACACAUGAGAGAGGCUCAGGAAGCAACAAAUGAACUAAAAGUGGCAGCUAGCAACAUCUUAGUGACCCUGGGAUGCUGCUAUUUCUAUGAGGUGAUGUACGAGCUGCAGUGUCAUCUGACAGUACGGGAGAAGCCUGAAGAGUAUAUUUUCAUUACGCUGGGCAACCUGUCAUCAGCUUAUGCACUUAAGUGUAUCCCAUAUGUGGGAAGUACCCUGAACGCCAUGUUCCCCAUCUUGGGGUUAGUCAAGGACAGCAGGCUGAGACAAGCAUUUUGUGGUGUUCUGGAAAAAUGGUCAAGGGCAAUGAAUCUAUAUUUGACUAACUGGGAUAAGAGCACAUUCCCCAGCAUGGGUACAUUGCCAUUCUUUGAUGCAAUUCUUCCAUUCUAUUGUCAUGUGACCAGCAACUGGCUGAAAUGUGAGGAGCUGCAGCUCAAGCAGGCCAUCAUCAAAGCCCUUGGUCCCAUGAUGAGCCUCCUGCUACACAUAGAGGAGCAUCAAGAUCGGAUAUUUGAACUGAUCUCAUGGCUCCUUGAGCAAUAUAAGGAGGACAUUGAUGUUUUUCACGUCACCAAGAGUCUGAGCCAGAUCUUGGAGGUCUCUUGUGAACAUGAGAUCCCUCUACCUAAAGAGAAGUUUCAAGCCAUCUGCAGUGCUCUGCACAACCAGAUCUGUUCUCAAGCUAAGCCGCUCAGCACCGAAAAUCACGCAAAGCUGUUGGAUUGUGUAGUUCUGCUAGCCCAUUCUUCUCCUGAUGAUCUGAUCGCAUUUCUGCUCUCGCAGCUGGAGAUUGAGAAUGAGGCUGUUCGUGUGGCCUCUUUGAAUCUGCUCAGUGCUAUUGUUGGUGCCGACUUGCCCGAGACAAGAGUUAAAAACUUUCUGAUUGUGAAGGCAGUGAAAUCCACUUUCAGUGAUCAGAAUGCUAAGGUAAGAUUGUGUGUGGAGCAGUGA
Molecule: messenger RNA, 1056 nt
Organism: Chrysemys picta bellii (western painted turtle)
Lineage: Eukaryota; Metazoa; Chordata; Testudines; Emydidae
Source: RefSeq, a predicted model, not a curated record